This is a messenger RNA of Linnemannia hyalina, 888 nucleotides long. NCBI's taxonomy places the organism in Eukaryota, Fungi, Mortierellomycota, Mortierellomycetes, Mortierellales, Mortierellaceae. The record is from the annotation of a GenBank genome assembly.
AUGGCUUCCGCAAGCGCAGAGACACCAGUAACGGGCGAGUCCUUCAAGUCUGUCUUUGGACGCCGCCUCGAGCCCUAUCUCGCCCUGUCAAAGUCCGCCAAGGGCGCAGGCUGUGUUCAGCUCAUCAAGGAUGUCCUCGCUGCGCCUGGCGUCGUCGUCUUUGGUGAACUCCUCGCCAUGCCCAACGUUAUCGAGCUGAAGUCGAACCCUGAACAUGCUCGCUACCACCGCCUCCUCGAGAUUUUCUCGUAUGGAACCUACCAGGACUACCAACAGAACAAGGAUUCAUUGCCAGAGAUUACUGUGGCGCAAAGGACAAAGCUGUUGCAGCUUUCCAUCGUCACCCUCUCUGAGCGCGUCCGAGCUAUCCCAUAUGCACAUUUGUUGCAGUACCUGGAGAUUGACAAUGUGCGUCAAUUGGAGGACUUGAUUAUGGACGCCAUCUACCAGAACCUGAUUAACGCCAACCUGGAUCAGAAGCUCAAGCAGGUCGAGGUUCACUCUGCCAUGGGUCGUGAUCUUCGUCCUGGCCAGGCUCAAGACAUGCUCAGAGUUCUCGCCGAAUGGACAAAGACGUCAGAGGCACUGUUGAAGGCUUUGAACCACAAGAUGGACGAGGUCCGGGAGAACUAUGAAAAGGAGAAGGAGGCAAAGGUGGCCUUUGAGAAGGAGCUGGAGUCGAUCAAGAAGGAGAAUGCAGCAAGUGGAGGUGGAAAGCACCGCAAGAUGGGUGGUGGUGGCGGAAACCAAGGCUCGCACAUGAUGGAAUAUGAGAUGGAGCAACACAUGUUCCAGAGCCCCGAGUUCGCGAAUGAGUAUGCUCGUCUUGGUCACGGUGGCGGUCCAGGCAGCAAACGGACUGGCAAGCGUGUACAGAACCGUGGAUAA